Rhododendron vialii is the source of this 3736-nucleotide messenger RNA. RefSeq lists its product as uncharacterized. Gene Ontology annotation, molecular function: protein dimerization activity; DNA binding. NCBI's taxonomy places the organism in Eukaryota, Viridiplantae, Streptophyta, Magnoliopsida, Ericales, Ericaceae. The transcript is spliced from 8 exons. The record is from RefSeq and is a predicted model, not a curated record. Bases 1 to 3588 code for a protein of 1195 amino acids.
AUGUUUGUUUUAUGUGAGGCUGUGGAGUUAUCUUUCAAGGUGGUUGCUGGUCUUGUUAUCGAGUUUCACAAAUAUUCUGGCCUUCAGCCAAAUUUACAGAAGAGUGCAGUCUUUUUCGCUGCAGUUACAGAGGAUAAAAAAUUGAUUUUGAGUCACAUUCUUACUAUUCCUGAAGCCUCUCUCCCAGUUAAGUACUUAGGAGUGCCUUUGAUUACAGCUAGGCUCAAGUAUUCUGACUGUGUUGUACUUAAGGAGAAGAUGUUGGCCAGAAUUACCUCUUGGGCGAACAAGUUAUUAUCCUAUGGGGGUAGAUAUCAGUUGAUCAGUUCUGUUCUAUAUGGUAUUCAGCAUUAUUGGUGUUCCACCUUUAUUCUCCCUCAGCAACUUCUUAAGGAGAUUGAAUCAAUUCUUCGGUCUUUUUUUUGGAAGGGAGUUGAUUUGAAGAGUACGGGUGCUAAGAUUAGUUGGGCCAAGAAAGUUGCUUUUCCUUUCAUCACAAAUAUCAUUGGCAAUGGUGAGUCCACCUUUCUUUGGUUGGAUAAUUGGCAUCCCUUGGGAUCUCUUUUUUCUAAGCUUGGAAAUGGAGUAGUCUUCAAUCUAGGCAGGUCCUUGAAUGCGAGGGUAAGUUCGAUUAUUGCAGAUUGCUGUUGGAGAUGGCCUCGAGCUCGGGAUGCCAUUAUACAGGAGAUUAUAAGGCAUACUCCAGAUAACUUACUCCCUCAUCCUGAUCGAGAGGAUAAGGUGGUAUGGAACCUUACUGUUUCUGGGGAGUAUACAUCGAAAUCUGCUUGGGAGGCGUUGAGAGUUUCUGGUGAAGAAGUUAGGUGGCAUUAUCUGGUGUGGUUCAAGCAUUACAUCCCUCGUUGGGCUAUGAUUCAGUGGAUUGCUUUUCAUGGGAAAUUAUUGACUUGGGAUAGAUUGUUUUCUUGGGGGAUUAUUGUUGAUAAAAGCUGUGUCCUUUGCGGUGGGUGGGAGGAGUCCCAUGACCAUAUCUUUUUUGUUUGCCCUUUCUCAGCUGCUGUGUGGAAUCUUUGUCUGCUAAAGUGCAGCAUUUCUAGACCUCCUUUACCUCUUAGGGAUGAAAUUUCUUGGGGCCUUGCUAAUGGUAGAAAGAAUGUUCGUGCUUGCCUUUGUAGUUGGCGGAAUGUCGAGCGAACUAGGGAGAAUAUCAGGAUUUUGGAAGGUUGGCGUGUCCCCUCUGUUGUUUUCAUAUUUGGAUUCUGGACUUCGGCUCUUUCAGCCUCCACCCUUCACCUCAUCGGCUCAAAUUCCUCACGGAAUCUCACCCACGGCGACGGCAAGUUGGCCACAAUUACAGGAACAAUGUCUUCUGGUCCAUCAAUGACAAGUGAUCAUGCUUGUAGUCAUGCUCCAUCAAUGACUUCAGCUCCUGCAAAAUCUGAUGACCCUGCUUGGGCUUAUGGUAAAUUGGUUUUGGGUAAAAAGAAUAAUAUCAUUUGCCUCUUUUGUAAUAAGCAUCUUAAAGGUGGUGGAAUUACACGAUUAAAACAACAUCUUGCCGGAGUGAAGGGAGAAGUGGAAGCUUGUAAAAAUGUGUCGAUGGAUGUAAAAUGGCAAAUGAAUCAAAUGCUUGAAGGGUAUAAACAAGAGAAAGAAAGGAGGGAGAGAAUUAGCAAAGCGGUUGGAGAAGGAGCUUCCUAUCAAGCUAUGGAUGAAGAGGAGGAGGAGUCUUUACUUGAUAAAAGAACAUCUGGAGAUACAUCGGGGGCCAAAAAUAAAAGAAGUAAGACAAUUGGUGGCUUUUUUGCGCCAAGAACAACGUCGGGUGCCCAACCUUCUAUAAAAAGUGCAUUGUCAUCUAAACAAACCAUUGAUGAAGCAAGAAUGGCGGUUGCUCGAUGGUGGUAUGAUGCUAACAUUCCAUUUAAUGCGACUUUAUCUCCGUAUUAUCAACCGGCGAUUGAUGCAAUGAUAGCCGUUGGACCGGGCUUUAAGGGUCCUUCAUAUCAUGACUUGAGAGGCCCUCUCUUGAACAAUAGUGUUGUUGAAAUUAGAGAGUAUCUUCUUGAACUUAGAGAGGUAUGGGCAAAUUAUGGAUGUUCAAUUAUGUCUGAUGGAUGGACAAGCCAAAAACAAACUCCGAUUAUAAAUUUUCUUGUUUAUUGUCCUAGAGGGACUAUGUUUUUGAAGUCAAUUGACACAUCGGGGCUUGUUAAAGAUGCAGAUACACUAUUUGGUAUUUUUUGUGAAAUUGUUGAACUAGUGGGGCCAAGUAAUGUUGUCCAGUUUGUUACGGAUAAUGAGGCUGCCUACAAAGCGGCGGGAAAGAGGUUACAAGCACAUUAUGGAUCCUUCUAUUGGUCUCCUUGUGCGGCUCAUUGCUUGGACUUGAUGUUGGAGAAUUUUGCAAAGCCUCAACACUUUCCGCACAUAGACGCUACCAUCCAAAAGGCUAAAAAGGUAACUCGAUACAUUUACAAUCAUGCAUGGGUUCUCAACACAAUGAGGAAAGACUUCACAAAUGGUAGAGACUUGUGUCGUCCCGGCAUCACAAGGUUUGCUACAAACUUUUUAAGUCUUCAAUGCCUUUUAAAUUUCAAGAAAGAGCUUAGACAAAUGUUCACUAGUGACAAAUGGCUUGGAUCUCGAUAUGCUAAAUGUAAUGUUGGGAAAGAAGUUGCUAAAAUUCUUUUGGAAGAUAGAGAAUUUUGGUCUAAUUGUCAACUCGUGGUGAAAGUUAGUGAACCUUUGGUGAGGGUUCUCCAUCUAACCGAUGGUGAUGAAAAGCCUGUAAUGGGACACUUGUAUGACGCAAUGGAUAAGGCAAAAGAGGCAAUUAAAGUGAGGUUCAACAAUAGGCUCUCUUUGUAUGGCCCAUACAUUCGAGUGAUUGAUGCUAGAUGGGAUAGGCAACUUCAUAGCCCUCUUCAUGCUGCUGGUUGCUUUCUCAAUCCCGCAAUAUAUUUUAAGCCUUCUUUCAAGAAGAAAAAAGAAGUUGAUCGAGGAAUGAUUCAAGCUCUUACAGUCUUGGUGCCGGAUGAGCAUUUGCAAGACCAAAUAAGUGCACAAAUUGAGGAAUACAAGCAGGCAACAGGUGACUUCAGUAUGCCCCUUGCUUUUCGUCAACGACAGAAACUAUCUCCAGUUUCAUGGUGGGGGCAAUUCGGAGGUUUAGUUCCCGAGUUACAAAAGUUUGCUAUUCGAGUACUUAGCCAAUGUUGCAGUGCAACUGGAUGCGAAAGAAACUGGAGUAUGUUUGAGUUUAUCCAUUCUAAGAAGCGGAAUAGACUAGAGCAUAAAAGACUCAAUGAUUUAGUCUAUGUGCGUUAUAAUUUGAAGCUUCGAGAAAGGAUUAUUAGGCGAACAAAAGAUGCACUUGACCCGAUUAGUCUUGAAAACAUAAAUGUGUUGGAUGAUUGGGUGAGUGAAGAGCCUAGUCUACUUGAUGAAGAGGAUAUUGCAUGGGAGAUUGUUGAACCACCAACUUUAGAGGCAUUGACGUUAGAUGAAGAUGAUCAGGAGCCUAACUUUGAUGAUGCCGCUGAUGAUUUUCCAAAUGAGGACGAGAGCCAGUAUGAUCAUUGGGAUAUUGGAGGACACAAUGAUCCUUAUGUUUAUGUUGAAUGACAACCUAUGUUUUUUUAGAUGUACUUCUUAAGUCCCUUUUGGUGAACUUUGCGUAUGUUUUGAGAUUAUGGAUAUGUACUUGACAUUGCGUAUGUUUUGUGGAUGCUCUUGGAACUUUUUCUUAUUAAUUUGAAGUCACUUAUGUGAA